AUGGUCGCUCAGUUUGUUAAAGCUUCACUUGCUACGGGCCCCGCUCAGCGUGUCAUACGAGCAGUGAAACUGAUGAACAGUACAGGUCGAGCUGACUUCCCCAACCAGACGCGAGAAGGAAGGGUUGAGCAAGGCAAUACUUCUGAAUGCAGAGUAGCAGCGAAUUCUGCACAGGACACGCUCCCUACCUUCCAGGCGAUGUACUGCACCGUGAGCUGGGUAGAAAAAACACAGUUGCACAACUCCAGUAAUGCUCACAGGCAAGGCGUCUGCGCCCCGAUGUCGUGUAGUGAGAAGGAAGUGGCUGUACUUGUAGAGAAAGGUCUUCUUGGUAUCAAACCAGAGGGGUCAAAAUGGACACCAAGAGAUGUGGACUGUGUACGUGAAGGGAACGAUGACGAAGGCGUGCCAAUUCAAUGGACCAUUAUUCAAGGGUUAUUUGUCUUUUCCAUCGGCGUUCUCGUGCUUGUUGGUACAGCGUACGAAUUCAUCAUCACUGUGUACUACACAAAGGAGAGGAAGAGAUCUUUGACAGCAUCCAAAUGUGGCCGCUUUCUCAUGUGUUUCUCGCUGUACUCAAACACAAAGAAAGUGUUUGACACCCGCCAGCGUCCUGGUGAACUCCCGGCGCUCCAUGGUAUCCGUGUCUUGAGUUGUCUAUGGAUCAUUUAUGGCCACGUGGACAUGGCCGCUCAGUUUACCAACAGGCCUAGGGCGGAAUUCGAGGCUCGUCGUCGGGAAUGGUGGUUCUUUGUCCUCGACUGCUUCGAUAUGGCAGUAGACACGUUCCUCGUUCUCAGUGCCUUUUUGGUCACUCACUGGUUCCUGCAGCAACUGAAGAAGAGAAAUGGGGAGUACACAUGGAAGGACGCUGGUCGCCACUACCUCCACCGCUACUGGAGGCUGACUCCGGUCUACCUUUAUCUCCUAUUACUCGCGCUCCCGUCUGAUAAAGGAUGUCAAACGUACUGGUGGACAAACCUGCUCUACAUCAACAACUAUUUCGUGGGCGAUGGAACCACGUGCCUGGGUGUAGCGUGGUAUCUCGGUGUGGACAUGCAGAUGUACAUUAUUGCGCCUGCCCUCAUACUUCUAAUGUACAGAAAACCUAAGCUGGGCGUGGCUGUCAAUAUAUUCCUUGUAGCGCUGAGCUGGGUGUCGUAUGCCGGCCUGAGGCAGUUAGAUGUUCGCGAGGAGCCGGAAGGAUUCGGCAGUGUGUAUUACUGGACGCCCGGCAGGAUGGGUCCGUACAUUAUGGGUAUGCUGUUGGCCUACCUUCUCUUCAGGACCAACAGCAAAGUGUCCAACACGAGAGCUACUAAGAUUCGGAUGUUACUAGGAUGGGCUAUUGGCAUAGCCAUAGGACUUGUCGCAACCGUGAUGCCUACCGUGCUAAGGGCUACGAGUCCAGGCUUCGAGAUCAGGGGGCACAUCGGCUGGAACGCCGUAGACAGGAGCAUAUUCGCCGCUGCAGUUUGCUGGGUUAUCUACGCCUGUUGUGUUGGAUAUGGAGGUAUCAUCUCGGAGUUUCUAUCCUGGAAAGCUUGGCUGCCGCUAAGCCGACUGUCAUAUGUUACCUACCUCAUACACAUGAUGAAUAUUCAUGUAUUUGUUGAGCAGGGCAAUCUUAUCUACGGUGGACUGGCAGGGAAGCGUUGUAAUGGAGAUUUCUGGCUUCACAACUAA
Molecule: messenger RNA, 1686 nt
Organism: Branchiostoma belcheri (Belcher's lancelet)
Lineage: Eukaryota; Metazoa; Chordata; Leptocardii; Amphioxiformes; Branchiostomatidae
Product: nose resistant to fluoxetine protein 6-like
Exons: 15
Coding region: 1-1686 (561 amino acids)
Molecular function (GO): acyltransferase activity, transferring groups other than amino-acyl groups
Source: RefSeq, a predicted model, not a curated record